Wyeomyia smithii (pitcher-plant mosquito) is the source of this 3057-nucleotide messenger RNA. It is a transcript of the gene Rab32, whose product is annotated as ras-related protein Rab-32. Gene Ontology annotation, biological process: endosome to lysosome transport; phagosome-lysosome fusion. The transcript is spliced from 5 exons. Bases 182 to 2662 code for a protein of 826 amino acids. Gene Ontology annotation, cellular component: late endosome; trans-Golgi network; lysosome. Gene Ontology annotation, molecular function: GTP binding; GTPase activity. The record is from RefSeq and is a predicted model, not a curated record. NCBI's taxonomy places the organism in Eukaryota, Metazoa, Arthropoda, Insecta, Diptera, Culicidae.
UCAGUGAGCCACAAAAAACCGACCCGACCGUACCGUACGAGUGCUGACUGCUUCCUUUGUGAAAUUGACUAACGAGAGCAAAACAAAAACAUUGCUAAACGCGAGCUCGCAGUGUUUCCUGGCAUUCGAGACAGACGGUCGGUUGCUCGGGCUUAGCGAGUGUCAGCAUCGGACAGCAUCCAUGGAUAGGAUGGAAUCCGAGGACAGUCCGGUGGAGUUUUUGGUGGAAUCCUUAUCACCGACUGCUUCCGAACUCGGAUCUAUGUCCGAUUCUCCAGUCAGAUCUCAGCCAAGACAGAAGAAAAAGAAGAGUGGACUGUCCUUCAAGAAGAUAAGAAAUAAUGCGCAAAAGUUAAUGCCAGGACGUAAGAAAAGCGAUGAAGCGGGACAUAGUGGGGAAGGUCUGCCUCCGUCUCCUCCGUCAACUCCGGCGACGGACGAGAUGAAAUCAACCGAAAGCCUGCCGGCCAUCAAUGAGGAGCAAUCUGCACUGCAAGCCACCAAAUCUAGUGAUGAAAUUUCUGGUGUAAAGAAAGGCAAAAAGAUCGCCAAAGCCAACCGGGCAGCAAGUUUCGUGAAAAAGCUUGCCGGCCGAAAGGGCAAGGUGGCUCCCAAUCCUACCGGCGGCAGCGCAAUGGAGGACGAUGUUUCCGCGUCGACCGCCGAGACUCCGCUUAGUAUCAAGCGGCGAACCCCGGAGGGAGCCAAUUUGAGCGUCUCCGAGACCAGUUUAAACGAGGCUGACAAACCGAGUGACACUUUCAAAAUCGAACAACUCGAUAGUGAGCCGAAAGUAAUUCGAACAAUUACACCGAAAAAGACAGAAAUGAAAAUCACGCUGGUCAACAAACAAUCGCUGGCAGCAGAAGGCGAACGGAGUCCUAGGGCUUCUUCCGCUGCCACCGGUAUUCAGUUACCCGAGAGGUCGGUUGCAGUCGUUAAAUCGUCGUCGUCGGCGUUGCACUCGUCGUCAUCGCCAAGCGUCGGUGAUAGCGCAAAACCAACUUCAGUCGCCAGUGUUGGUGGGUCGAAGACGGUCGCACUCAGUCCUGUCGCUCCGAGUUCGAGUACUAAGCCAAUUAGUCGUCCUGUAAGUCGUUCACCGCGUGUAUUAACGACAGCCAUUGAGGCCAACAUAGCCAUUUCAUCGAACAAACAGAUUAUCGAACCCAGCCAAGCCGUUAAAAGUGUCGAACCCUCUGAAGUAACUCUACCGGAAACGACGGAAUCUGAUAACGCAGUAGAAACGCUGGAAGUUCAUGACAACGCUGUCAAAGCUCAACCUACGCAAGACAUCAAAGCCGCGGAUAAAUUGAAAAACUUUUUUAUGAAGAAGGAAGCCCAGAAAAAGUCCGCCUCCACCACCACCGCCGCCACCGUCGCCGUUACCAUCCCGGAAGAAGUCGCAACAUCCUCGACGUCGUCAACGUCAUCGUCAAAACCGGCCGAACCCAAAGUUACUACCGUUCGAACACAGGAAGCAGCCAAGCCCUACCAGUUAGGGAACAACCUUAAAAAUCCCAAUCUAUCCGGCUUCAAAGCAAGUGAAGCGGAAGAAAAGUCACCCACGACACCUGGAAGCCCCCCACCAGACGCACCGGGUCAGGAUGCAAUAGUGUUCAAUAUCGGUAGCCAGGUUCGGCCGGAUCGUACGUCCAGUGCUAAGCAGCAAUCGACACUUCUCGCUCCGUUGGUUCCGAUCGAUUCGGUCCCCGGUACUAGUGCGGGCUACCCAACCGGCUACGGUGCCAGUCAGCAGAAGUCACUCGAGGAGUACAAUUCGCUGGAAGGACGCGGCUCACUGGACGACGGUCAGCUGAGUGAAAAUUCGCGCCGAAGGAUUGCGUACGUUGCGCAUCCGACGCUGUUCACCCCGGAAGAGGAAGAGCUGGUAAGCGGCCGGCCAUCGUUGCUGCAGUCCGGUGAAUACUCGCUGGAAUCGGCUGAUUUUCUCGAGUCCAAGAUGCCACCGCACGGGGAUCUGCUGCUGGAGAAGACCGACAACGGGGCAAAUAUGUCAACGGCGCCGUCCGAAAAGCGGGAGCAUCUAUACAAAAUCCUGGUGAUUGGCGAGUUGGGCACCGGAAAAACGUCCUUCAUCAAACGCUACGUACAUCAGUUCUUCAGUCAAAAUUACCGCGCGACUAUCGGGGUGGAUUUCGCGCUGAAAGUACUGAACUGGGAUCAAAACACCAUCAUCCGGUUGCAGCUGUGGGACAUCGCUGGUCAGGAACGAUUUGGCAAUAUGACUCGAGUUUACUACAAGGAAGCCGUCGGAGCGUUCAUCGUGUUCGAUGUGACGCGAAGCGCCACCUUCGAUGCGGUCAUCAAGUGGAAGCUGGAUCUGGACUCGAAAGUGCAACUGCCAGACGGAAAACCGAUUCCGUGUAUAUUGUUGGCAAAUAAAAGCGAUCAACAGAAGCAAGGUAUUGUCCUGACGCCGGCCAAACUGGAUGAGUACGUGCAUGAGAACGGCUUUGCCGGUUGGUUCGAAACGUCCGCCAAGGAAAACGUCAAUAUUGAAGAAGCUGCCAAAUCUUUAGUCAAUAAGAUCCUGACAAAUGACAGGCAGAUAAACACGGGAGAGAUUGUGGAUUCGGAACGGUUCGCCCUGGCCGGCGGCCGGACGGAUUCUAGUCCGAAAAAAAAUUGUGCCUGCUGACCGUAUGCCGCCCCAUAUGUUUCAGUGUCUUUACUCGAUAUUUUAUGUUAUUGAUUAUUUUAUACGUCUAUAUAAUAUAUACAAAACAAAAAGCCCGCAUUAGAGGAAAAUCGAAGAAGCUGCAAAACAAGUAGGUAUAUAAAAAUAUAUUUCGUUAAACGUUUUUAACGUGGUGUCAUGCGAGUAAAAAAAAAAACAAAAUACCAAAAAAAUUGCAACCUUCGAAAUCACAAAAAAGAGGGUCACAGAUGCCAGCAUGUAUUCUAAAUGAACGAAAAAAAAGAUGCAAACAAAACCCCAUCAAUCAGUCCAAUGAUACUUAACCGUCUGCUUUUUACUGGUAAUUGUUGCUAAAGAAAAUGUCUGUACAAUAAAGAUAAGUAUGUUGGAUAUGG